This is a messenger RNA of Caenorhabditis elegans, 432 nucleotides long. RefSeq names its product BPH_3 domain-containing protein (gene F08B6.1). Lineage: Eukaryota; Metazoa; Nematoda; Chromadorea; Rhabditida; Rhabditidae. The transcript is spliced from 3 exons. The record is from RefSeq and is marked reviewed. The coding region runs from base 17 to 349 and encodes 110 amino acids.
AAAUUUCUACCCGAAAAUGUCACCAAUUCAAAGAAUAGAGUUUUCCGAAAAGAUAUGCAAUCGAGAUCUCAACGGAUAUGUUCUUUAUUCAACAGAAAGUGCAUGGAUUUGGGUUGGAGAAAGUAAAAUCGAUUCAAUCGGGCUUGCACAUUUUCCAAACUUCACAAUGCUCGUCGAUGGAGAGAAUACGCAACGAGAAUUCAUUAAAUCAACUACUCUUCGGUUAACAAAAACAUCGAGAUUCACACAGGUAUUCUUCACAACAGACAUCGAAUGCGAAGAAGGUCUAUUCUGGAAGGCUCUCAAUGACAAUAUGAUGGAAAAACUGAACGCCCUGAACACGAACUAAUUUUUUAAUUUUUUGUUAAAUUUUUAGUAUAUUGCCUGAAAGUUCCGUACGGGUUUUCAUAGAAUAAACAUAUAUUUUUAAGU